Porites lobata is the source of this 12941-nucleotide messenger RNA. NCBI's taxonomy places the organism in Eukaryota, Metazoa, Cnidaria, Anthozoa, Scleractinia, Poritidae. The record is from the annotation of a GenBank genome assembly.
AUGGGAGAACGUCUAAAGGCAGCAUUGAGAGGUUACCUAAAAUAUAGACUGAUAAUGAGAAUCAUUUGGGCGUUUGUAGGAGUAGUCGUGGGAAUCGCUGGUUGCAUCGUAUUCGCUAAAGUAUAUCACAACUACAAUGCCGCCAUCUGGGCUGGAGUCUCUGCACUGUUUGCGGUUGUUUUCCUACACUUGCAUUUUGCGGUUCGCCGAGAUAUUGAAAGAAUCAUUCCAAGGUCGAAAUUCACCGUGAUAAUGUACAUUGGGCUGACAGGAUUGAUUGCGGGAGUGGUAGGUUUUUUCACAAAUCUUGCCCUCGGAAUUCAUCGUCACGAAACAGGUAUUUUGAUAGUCGUUUUAAUCCAACCGUCCCGAACCCCACCCCCAACCCAAUUGAGGUUGUUUUUUAGGUGACUUUUAAGUCUGAAUGGACUUGGUCGAUACCAUACCAUGCAUGAAGUGCAUUUAUGAGAUGCUGGAACAGAUGCUGGAAUUGCUAUUUUACGAUUGAGUGUCAAAAUGGGCUGUUGCGUAAUAUUUUAAUUUCCUCCCACCCCGGUUGAAGACCAAUGGAAUUGUUCAGGGGUAUUUUAUAAAAAUUCAGGAUUUCUUUAGAGGUAGAGUUAAAAAAUAUGGAAUUUUUGGGGGGUGAAGUUGUACAGUACCGCAAAUGAUCCCCAGACCACAAUUGAUCCCCAAAAUGGAUCGUAAAUGAUCCUCUACAGUGAAUUAACCCCAUUGUUGACUGCAAAUGAUCGCGAGAGGAAAAUCAAAAUGGCUUGGCAGUGGCGUAGCUACCCAUACCCACUGUACGCAAGUGCAUACCUGAAAAAGUUGUGCACAAAAAAGAUAUAAAAUGAAUAAAUAAUAUAAAAUAAAAAGUUAUCUCUAAAAAGAUAGCAAAAUAUCUAAGAAUAAUUAUUUUAAGAGCACAGUUUGCCUCAAUUUAGUCAACUCUGGUUAUUUCUUUGAAGUAUAUUUUUUUCCUAAAACAACGGAUUUUUUUCUUCUCCACCCAAAUGUCGGUUUCCAGAGAAAUGAGGUAAUUCAUUAAUGGAGAGAAUCUUGAAUGACAUACUGUAAAAUUCCGAAAAUAAGCCCCGGGGCUUAUAUUUUUCAAAGGCCUUUUUUGAGGGGCUUAUUUUUGGAGGGGCCUAUAUUCGGAGGGGCUUAUGUACGGAGGGAAAUUUGCGUUUCAAAAUUGACUGAGCUAGCUUGUAGUGGAAAGGAAAUUUACCAUUUUUGCUUUGUGUUACUUUGUAUUCGAGGGCAAAUUCCAAGUACAAGUCCCCCGGGGGGGCUUAUAUUCGGAGGGGCGAUUUAACAGAGGGUUGUUUGCGUUAUGAUUUUGGGGGGCUUAUAUUUGGAGGGGCUUAUAAAUGGAGGGAAUUAUUUUCGGAAUUUUACGGUAUAUCUCUAGUGAAAAGAUGGGAGGCACACAUCGAUAAAUUCUGGGACAAUGACGGUGAAGGCAAUGAGAACACAAACGAAACGAGCCCAAUAAGUAGAUGAAAAACAACAAAUUUCUCACACGCAGUGUGCUUUUCUUUACAGCCUGUAAUCUGUGAACACAAUGUUAAAUUUCCUUUUGUGACAUUGUUUGGAGGACAUUGUUUAGAGGGCCACGAGUUUACUAGUUUCUGCAACUAUUCUGUGCUACCCUCUUUAAAUAAAGUUAUUUAUUAUUAUUAUUUUUAAAAAGUUCAAUUUCUUCUCUGGGUCCAAACAUGCCAUUUUAAGAGAGCUGAAAUAAACACAAAAAAAAAAGUUUUAAAAAAACGUGCAUUCAUUUUGAUAGCUAGGGACAUUGCUGUUGUCGUUGCUAAGAUGCCCUAUAUUCAUAAACGUGACAUUUCCAUUUUGGUUUUACCGCAAACUCGUACGAUAAAAUGCGGGAAAGUAUACUGAUUCACUGGACAAAUUGUUUGCACUACAGAACAUUGCAAAUUUGCAAGCCAUCAGAUUCACUUCAGAUUUCAGAUUCAAACUCUAUAGAGACUUGACCAAAACAAAACAUUUUCGACAAAACAAACCCAGUAACAAAAUUACUGGGAUUCCUGACGAAUCCAGAAAAGUAUGUAGCCUUGUUGUGCAUCAGUCAAUAGACCCAUCUCGCAACAAAGUAUUUUAUAAAUUGCUAAUGUCAUUUUGUAUGCAGGAAAAAAUUCUUAGGCUUACAACAUAACCAAAUCUUUAAUCAAGGAAGUUUUUUUUUUAGGGGGGGAGGCAAAAUGAUUUGGAGAAUUGUGCGUACCUCUGAAAAAAUCCCAGUUACGCCCCUGCUUGGACUCAAGUUACUGAACCAUCAUGUCUAGUUUAUUAUCACAAUAAAUUUGGCUUCACAAAUAGUUGGAAAAAAGAAAGUAACUGUAAAACUACAUUCAAAACUUUGUCACAGUAUCCAAUGAAACACAAAUAAUAAAUGUAAACAAGACAUUAAAAUUAAAAAGUAUCAAUGAAAAAAAAAAUAGCACUUGAAAAGCAAUGCAGUGUCAUAUUGCUUAAUUACUGGUAAACAUAAUUACUGUGGAACUCACAAAACUGUGAACACCAGAAGUAUUUAUAGAAUGUUAUUGUGUUGCGAGAAAUUGACCAAUAAGGCGUAAGAUAACUAAACCACAGAUAGCAACAGUAAUUAGUUUGUGGUUUUGAGGUUUGCUUGCAUAUCCUGAACUUUAUUGUGAUUGGCCAGUACGCAAUCAACAUUCCUGAAAAUUUUCAGGUGUUCAUGGUUUUCUGAGUUUGACAGUAAGCUGAACUGAACAAAACUCCAACAUACUGUACUUAAAUUAGAAAUAAUAUCUUCUAAGAAGAAAUUUCCCAAAUCCAGUGCGCAUGUAUGGAAUACUCAGUAUCAACUUAGGAAAAUGAUAAUUUUUGUGACUGCAAAAGUCUCUGAAACUGACCCCAAAUAAAAAUGUGCUGUAAUGUGACCCCUCUUUGAAGAAUUCUGACAUAGGCACAAAAAAUUACACUUACUUGUUCCUCUGUUUCUCAUUCCCUGAUUUUGUAUCUUUGUCACUGUCUCCAGCAGCAAAGGCACAAGAAAUGAAUACACACACUUGCACCAAUAACUUACUUAUAGCUAGUCAUGACAUUUUCACUAGCUGUAGCUGCUAGAAAUUACCGGAAACCUGUACAGAGCGACAAAUUCAUAUGGGGUCAUAUUUCUGCAUUCCUCAGCGUUAAAAUAAAAGACAAGUUUCCUGCUUGACGUCCUUAAAUUCCUGUCUUAGAUUUUCACAGCAAAGUUCAACAUCAAUGCUAAAUAGAAAGCAGAAACAAUUGCCUAAAGAAGCAGAAUCGUUAUUUAUCAUUUUAAUUCAGUUCAUUUCAUUGUUUUACCCAUUGUUCAAGUUGACAGCACAAUUUCCAUCCAUGCCUAAAACCCAUUCCAUUCCUCUACUUUUCACAUGAUCAUUUGCAGUCAACAAUGGGGAUCAUUAUUUUGCGGUACUCAUGUACAAAGCUUUAAGACAGAAUCCACCAGGACAUUGAGUAAUUUUGAUUUUUAGUGGACAAAAAUCUUGUACCAGAAUAAUUUAAAGCAUAUUAUUGCAUUCUUUCUUACAUUUUUCAAGGGCUAAAGCUGUAAUAAAUCAUCUGUAGUAACACCAAAAAAAAAAUUCUUAUGGGAGCCCGAGAAAGUGAAUGUCAAUUUUCACAAAAUUACAUCUUACACAUUAAAUUUUCAGAAUUUUAUCUGUGUAAUCACAAUUUUUGUGAAAUUUGACACUCAUUUUCUCAGACUUCCAUGAGAAAUUUUCUCUGGUGUUACUAGAGAUGAUUUAUGACAUCUUUAGUGCUUGAAAAAGGUAAAAAAUAAUGCAAUAUUCUUUAAAAUUAAUUAUUCUGGCACAAGGUUUUUGUCCACAUAAAAUUAAAAAUAUUACUCAAUUUCCUGGUGAAUUCCGUCUUACUUUUUACGAAAUUCUUCAGGGGUAGACCCUUAUUCUUUAGGGAGUAGACCCAAGCCCUAGGAUUCCAAAGUACAUGUAAUGAUCAUGUCAUUACCUUGAUCUUAAAAUAAGGGAGCCAAAAAAUAGUUUCCCAGUGACAUCUGGAUAUAUUCAGGCGAUAUACCACUCAUAUUCUUAACAAGUAGAGCAAUAUUAUUCUUUGGUUAUGACUCAACUUAUAAACAAAAUUAAAACAAUACCGUUAUUCUAUCAUCUGUCAUCUUGAAUUGUUUCCAAAGUGCACUGCACAUUACUGAUGACUCUUACAUGAAAGAUGUUUGACAGUUAACAACAGCGAUUGUUAUGGCUUCCAGUGCCAAGAAAAAAAAUACAUGACUCGAAAAGUUUAAAAAUGUUUAGAAGGUGAUCUUUUGGUGACGAUUUCACUGUUGAAACUGAUGAUGAGGCCUAAAUCUCUUUAAAUAUGAAAAGACAUGACAAAGACAAGAUGUUUAUAGUGAACAUUUCAAGUGAGUAUACUUCUUCAGUUGCAUCGAAGAGGAGUCUGGGGUUUUAGACACUUUAAGGCACACACAUUUAACACUUAAAUUGACCUACCUCUGACAUUUUAAUAGACAUUGAAGUUUUUUUCAUAAAUAAUAGGACACACUGAUGUUCUUUAAUUUUAAAGUAUGUUUAACAACAUGUCUCUGUUCAUUUAAAGAAAUAAAAGUGGGUUACUAUGAAUUUUCGCGGAACCAAAAAAUCAUUACAGAUGGGUUUCCAUGAUCUCGGGCAUGGAACCGAAAAAUAUUGUUAUCCGUGGGAUUUGAAAUCCUAGGGCUUGGUAGACCCAUAUUGUAUGGAAGUCUUCAGGGAUGAAUGUAAUUUUUAUUUGAUCUAAGUUUGGAGGUAAGAAGUCCUUAACCAGGGGAUGGAGGCGGGUGGUGGGGGGGUGCAAAUUUCAAUGAAAUAGCCCUUGUGUGAAAGUAGUUGGAAUCCCUAACUUAUUUCUCCACAGGGCGUCAGUAUCUAAAGUUGGGCAGAAACAACCUGUCAGAAUCAUGCCUUUCCCUUGUCAGUAAGCUUUUCCUCCUCGAAGUGUGAAUGUGUGAAGUAGUCUAUGAGCAGUUUGCAUAUAAAAAUUUGCCACCUCCAAGGAGAGGUGUUAUGUAGUGGAAGGAGAUUUUGGCAAACUGAUUUUCAGUCAUGCAAGCAACCUCAUUCCCAAGGUUCUCUCUAACUCAAGGCAUGAAAUUCAAACUUAUAUAUUUCCAAGAGUUUGCAGCUAAACUAUAUAUAACCAAGCUUCCUUCUUUUGGAAAUUUAUCAAGGUAAACCUGUGGUAUUGUGAACCUGGCUUCCCUCUUUUUAAGGGUAUGAAGGGUUAAUUUAGUGGGACUGAUACCAUUGAACAUGCUUCUACUGGGAGUGACAUUGUUGUUUCUCAUUUUUGACAGGAAUUCAUACAGAUCGAAACUUCAUUGUGUGCGUUUGGAAUUUUAUGACCUUCAAGUGGGGUUUAUUUUCCUUCCUGGCUGCAAGGAAAUUUAGAAUGCUUUACUAUGAAAUUGAUCCCCAAAGUAGAGGCCUUAUAGAGGAAGCCUAAGAAAGUGAGAUGAUGAAAAAAACAAUGCCCUUUAGUUGUGUCCUACAGUAUAUCCAAUAAUAGAGACUGAGGAGCAGCAAGGAGUCAAAGGCCCUGCUGAAAAACAAGGACUCUCAACAUCAAGCUCUUGUUCCCCAACUUCUUCCUUGAUCAAAAAACCUAGAAAUCACCUUUUGCCGAUUUUUUUACCUGAUAUUUUUACAUUAAAUAGCCAGAUUUGGUUGUUUUAUGCUGAAAGGUGGAUUUUUCUCAAAAAGCUUGGUACUUUGCUUAACCCAUUCGCUCCUGGAGAUUUUGCCGAAUAAUGCAUUUUGAGGCUAGGCGAGCGGUUCUCUGGUCACUGUCGUGUUAUAAAGAACUAAAACUUACCACAAAGCCGUUUGCAGGUCUUACACUUAGCAGGUUGAGAUCCAGAUGCAAAAUUUUAGCUUGCAAAGUUCGGGCUUGGGCAGAUAGUUUUUGGGUUUAAAAGUGACACAGCAGUCUUGACUUUUACUUUUCGCUUUCUCUCCUCCCCUCUUUUUUCGCUUUUCUUGCCUCAUUUUCUUUGUCUUGCUGGGCAUUUGGUAGGCUUUAUUUUGGUGGAAAAAGUUUUUAGGAAAACGUUUAGGAUCUUAGGAUUAGAUGAAAGGAAGGGUAGGUGGGUAGUGGAACAAGAUUUUCAUGGAAAUUUUCAGGUCAAUUUUACAUGGUUUUUUGCCUUUUUCUCUGGUGUCUUUAACUGAAUUGUGCUCAUUCUGGUAUGGUUUGAAAGAUCUUUUCACUCUGCCUAAGUUAGCAGACAAAGUUGCUCUUGACUAUUAAAACUGAUGAUGUCACAAGCGGUAGAAAGAACGUGGAUCCGCACGUGUGGUUACGGGCAGCUCGGGUGCGAAUGGGUUAAAGGUUGGAACAAGAUACUACACUGUAUGUAACACUUAUCACGUGCUAACAAUCCCUAGAAAUACUUCUUCAAACAAGCACCAUAUAUAACAGAAUUGUUGCCGACGUUGAUGAUAUAGAGAACAUCACCUUGGGAUCUGUCCAACACAUAUUAGUAGACACCUUAAACUCUUUUAGCCUCAAAGUCAAGAGUGGCUUGCUUAAUUCCCUGGCAACCAUGGUGUAUAAGAUAUAUCAUACAAAAUUCAUGUUUACCUCACUUCAACUUAGAAAGACCAUAAAUACUAAUAAAAAACACCAUAGCCUAGUGCAUGAUGUCAAACGUAAGUUGCUGAAAUGGACGUAAGAGUGCUGUACUGUUGUUGGCCGUGGUUCUUAUAAAACAGUACCAUGGUAAAACAGGUGUGGUUCCAUGCCACCGUUAACUGUUUCUUAUCUCACUGUAAAAUUAAUAAUCCCAUUGGCGGAUCCAGACCCUCAGAUGGGGCGGGGGGGGGAGUCUCAAGAAAAAUUUUUUCGGCCCUUUGGACCUCAGUUUGUUCUAAAAUAAGGGGGACCCCCCUGGACCCACCACUGAAUCCAGCAUUUAGGCGAAUACAUAAUAAUAUUAAAUAGAAUAGCUUAAAUAAUAUUCCAGUUUAUGUGGAACUGAGUAUGCACUUCUGUAUGCUUCAGUAUUCAUUUUUAUACCAUCUACUACACAGGAUUGAUGGAUUAAUGAUUCACAGGUUCUCACAAACAUGCAUCUACCAGUUGGCUUAUUAGCUCUGUGGACCUUUUUGACUGCAGUACCUUUAAUUUUUCAGGGUUUAAUUUCUUGCAAGAAGCUAUAUGUGACCCUUAAGGGGCUCAAGAGGGAGGGUAAAAUAUCCCGGGAGGAACAACGAAUUGUGGUCGUUUCGCCCGCGGACUGAAGUCGAUUCGCCCGAUGACAAACGACAGGGGCGUAGCCAGCUUUUCGACAAGUUGUAGCCUGGCUAGACUACGAGCAGCCUCUCUUUUUCUUCAGAUUUAGUAAGGGGAGUGCAUGCGCACGUGCGUUGAGCGGCGAAGACGCGAGAAACGAGGGCCUCUCCCGUCUCGCGCCUUCAGUCACGCGCGAGGUCAUUUGCACGUCUCGGGCGUUUUACUCGACGGACUAAGAAAAAAGAGAGACUGCUCUUAGUCUAUAGCCUGGCUGCCUUUCAUUUCCGCAUAUCCUGAAAAUUGCACGCAUUGCUGGUACGUACUGACCUCACCAACACUUGGAGUUCUUAAGCUAUUUAGCUCACCCCAGCAACGCAUAAUCAUAGGCUCCUGGCAUAAUUCAUUAUAAGCGAUAGAGUGAUCCAACCAAAAAUUUGAAGGCUUGGGCCUCCAGGUCUGCGGGCUGGCUACGUCCCUGACGAUACUCUACAACACGAAAUGAUAAUUUUUAGUUCAGCUUGGAUACUAUUGCUGCGAUUGCUAAAAAAAGGUCCAGCGAUCUGAAAGGUCUAAACGAUCUCGAUAAUUACACGCGAGAUACUAAAAGACUUUACAUAAAAUUGAGGUCUAAAUGUAAGUCAGCGAUCACAACACAACGAUCGCUUCCUUGAUCUUUAAUAUAUUUUGUGUGAAGUUUUCACUGAAAAAAGGUUGUUGAUCCACAUCCACAGUCACUGUUGUUUCACGCUUAUUCCUUUUUCCAGGAUUUCAGAACGACAAAUAAACAUCGGGGAAUCACUUAAGUCCAGGCGAAACAACCGUGACUUUGGGCGAAACGACCUUUUACCGUAAGAAAUUUCCCUUGAAGAUGGGGGAGGACAGGGUGGUCGGAGUUGUUGAGAACAAGGAGUAGGAGGGUGGGGGGGUGGGGGUUCUAAAAAAGGGAAGCGGGAGAAACAGGGGGAAUUAUACAACAGGGCUAACGGGAGGAAGCAAUGAAAUAGCCACACGGCUUCUUGAGUGGUCGUGGUGGCGUGCGGACGUAGAAAAGAUUGCUCCGGUCCCGCAACCUGUUUAAAGUCGCUUACUCCUUCCCAAAACGAUUACCCCACCCCUCGCUAUUUUUUUUGUUUUGUUUUUUUCUUCUCAAUUCUCUUUGUAUUGUCCUCACAAUCUGAACGCCUGGAACAGGUUACAAAACGAUUGCCUGCCCUAUCGGAACUGGAUCAGUUACUCGAAUACAAUGCGAGUAAAAAUAGGUUCCUAUGGAACGAACAGAACGGUCAACGGAUCAGGCUUCAGAAUUUUAUUGAAAACAGGACAAUCGCUGUAAACAAGGAUCAGGAGGACGACGACGCCAUUGAAUUAAUUAACUGUGUCUACAAAUUCACAAUGUGCCGUCUUCAAGACACUAUCCGUGACCCUGGAUUUCUACUUUAACACAAAGACCCUACAAAUUCAGUGGAAACUAGCGGUGAACUGAGAAAUAGACUUCUCGACGUCUUCAACCUCAGAAUGAAAUCCUGCCAUCUUGAUAACACUAGCAGCGAGCAGCAUUGUUAAGGAGGCACUUAUAAACAAAAGUGAAAUUGAGCAAAAUAUAACGCGCCUUAAGGGACUCCCAACUUUGCAAUUGGCAAAACAGUUGAUCGUGAGUAAGCUAGGUAACUCUCCUUCAAAGCAAUUCUGGCAGCCCUCGUUUGAUUUCAGGUUCUAAAGAUUUAUAUCUAGAAGGAGCUAAGUUGUUCUAAACAAAAUCACUAUAAUCUCACUUGGGAAGAACUUGAAUCAGUUUAAUUAGAACAGAUACAAAUUUAGGGUGUGUAAACAAACGGCAACCGCAAAACGAGUUUGGUUUUCCUAGCAGGACUACGGGGCCGGGGUAUGGCUGCACUUACACGAAUUUUCAAUUUUCAAAUUCCACCCGAAAAAUUCUAUCAUUAUUUUUUUUUCCUUUAGAAGCAAAUUUCUUGGAUAUAGUAAAGUUUCAAAGCAAGUCAAGAGUAAUUUGCAAGUAAGCAAAAUGGACUUGAACUUCAGUCAAGCAUUCCUUGCCAUAAUUGUUCCACUGCGGGAAUCCUUGAUGCACUCGUUAAGGAGACUAUAAGGAAAAGAGGUCACAGUCACGCGUACGGAUCGACCCUUGAAAACAAAAAAAGAAAACUGUUACAAUAAAAUAGACGCCGUUGAAGAAAACACUCGUACAUCAUCUCUUCAUAAACAUGAAGAGAGAAAAAAAGACAAGGAGAAAACGAGGACAGUUGGCUUGACACUCCCCCACUAGGCUUACACCUGUCGGAACACGAAAACCCAGCCCAAAUUUCAAUGGGACGGCAAAACAAAUCCAUUCAAGAAACCACGAGUUUUGUUCAACAAUGGCCUCUUGGUGUCGCUUAAGGUCAUGUUAUCUUUUUCUGACUUCUUAAAAAGUACCCUUUUAACACAUUUCCUUUUACACUUGAAACUUCUUCAAAACGUCGAAAACAAAACCCGGGCCACGGUUUUAAAAUUUAGUCCGAGAUCCCUGAGGGUAAUUGGGGGCCAUGUAAGGAUUAUAUCCUGAAACAGUCAGAAAUCGUGGUAGUUUAAUUUUCUUUUAUCUCACUUUCAAUGAACCAAUAUUCGAUUAACUGGAGACAUACAAUGAAAAUAACAGAAUAUUUUCCCAAAAAAAUUGGACCACGUGCGGGUGAUCAUGCAAACCACGUGUUGCUGGAAACAUCUGGACAGCACCUGAUUGCGCAAUGACUGACGUGACGUCAAAAGUUUGAAAAAGCUCGCGAUGAUGUAAUGGCGCGACCUGUCGAAACAGAUGCGAGCAGGCGAGAAUGGCCGCGUUUUAUCGCUACUCCUGUUUAUGGCACGGUUGUGGCAAGCAGUGUACAUCUUUAUUAGACUUAAUCGACCAUAUCGAAGUAGUGCACAUAGAGAAGGACCCGAGAGUUCUCGAGAAACAGGAAGCGGCUCAACCUGCGGCCUUACCGCUUUCCUACAUCAACUGUUUCUUCACCGAUGCAGCACGCAAUGCCAUAAAACAGAAGGAGCCAGUUUUGAGCGUUACAGAACCUUCAACGCCGAGCCCCGACCACGGUGUUAUUAAGAAGAAACGCUCUACUCCUCCUAAAAUCACCCUACAAACAAUUAGUAACUCCGAUGUACUUGACGGGGGAGAUGAUGAUGGAAAUUUGAGCGACAACAGCGACGAUUCUUGGACUUCAGAUAGCUUCGCAAGCGACCUGGUGUUGAAUGCUGUGGCAACGGACGAUGGCGAAGGAAAGCGAUAUAUUUGUCCGGUUCCUGGUUGCGGAAAGCGAUACAAGAAUGUUAACGGGAUUAAAUAUCAUGCGAAAUAUGGACACCGAAAGGACACAAACAGACCCAAAAUAAAAGCUCACAAAUGCCAUUGCGGGAAAAGCUACAAAAGCCCAAGUGGCCUACGACAUCACAUAGUAACGCAACAUUCUACGACCCCCAAGCACUCAGUGCCUCAAGAACUCGAAAAUGUAGCGUGAAACUGGGCUUACAAGAUAUAAUUUGAGUGUGAAUGGGCGAAUUUUGAGCAGAUUUCUUUUAAUACAAGGUUUGUCCCACUGGGAACUUUGUUGUUGUCUGCACACGAAACAGCUGUCGCCUUCCUUCUCAUCUUUCUUUUUUAUUGGUUGCGAUGAAGAAAGUUUUGAAAUGUACUGGGGUUUUUUUCUACACCAGCGAUCGCUGUUGACGGCUCUCAGAUUGGAUUGUACAGUUUUACGGCAAGAUGGUCUUGGCUUCCUAGAACAUUUGGUAUAGUGCUAAAUCGAUCCUUGGGGAAUGUUGUGGUCGGUAAGGGAUAAUCAAUUAACGACGGCAGAUGACAGUCUAUUGACACCACAAGAAUGAACUAUUUUGGGGGGUUUUCAAUAGCAACCGUGUUCUUGUGUCCUGGGGAAUGUGUCAGACACAUAGAAAUAUGAAUGAUGUUGGUGAGAUUUUGUUGUUUUUGACCCCAAAGUUUUUGAGAAUUCCAAAACCAUGGCCAUUUUCACCCUGAUAAAUUAUUGUAAAUUAUAUUGGCGUACAACGUGAAAGGUACACGUAUAAACCCGAUGCAAAUUUAUUUUGGCUUGAUGUAUUUUUGUGGGUGAAUUUCUUCAAUUUUUUCGGUCACUUUAAAUGAAGAGUUUGUAGCUUAAGUCAGAGAAAUUUCAACUUUUAUCUGGAAAGGAUAGAGUUUAUUUAUGAGAAAGUCUUAAUUAUGGAAUAUUUAGCAGAGUAUUUAGAAUUCAUCUGUCACUUGAAUAUUACAAAAAGGGAAGGUUGUAAAUAAACAUUAGGUUACAUUGUGAAUAUAUAAAAAAAAUCUUUAAUAUAAUUUAAAAUGUUAAGAUAUAAGUUAUUAAAUUAUGGUAACACCUUAUAAUUCCGAUUUGUUUUCACCAGCUUUUAACAAUUCAUGAGACAUAAAAAUGUUCAUCACAACAACAAGAAUAUUCUCAGUUUCACUGACUGCUAUUAUUUAUAGAAGUAGUGGUAGAGACUGAUCUGUACUGUCAGCAGUGAUCAUGAGAGUUAUUAAAGACGAGAAUGAAACAACACACCGACAGUUCUGAGUGUAUGAGUCUGUCCACUCAAGCAGCCCAUAGCAACUAACUCUUACCUUUGGGUAACCAGGUAACCAAAGCAUUAUAUUGGGCACUUAUAGAGAGGAGAAUUCAUAAUGUCAUGUUGCCAUAGUGGCAAAUUUUCUGGAUCUCAACAAACUGUGGUCUUGCCAAUAUGACAGAAAAAAACAAAAAAAAUUGACAUGUAUUACUUUCCUGUGCAUGAUUGCAUUAAGAAACAAAAUAGUAAACCAUACUUUUUUUCCAUCGUUCGACAAUGCAAAUGGCCAUCUCUGUCAAGCAGGAUUGUUGAGUUCCAGAUCUUGUUCUACUAUGGUAAUGUGAGGUCACACUUCUCAUCUCCAUGUUACAGUGAACUCCUUAGCAAUGAAUGACCAAACCGAAAAAGACUUCUUGAAAUUCUAGGCUUAAGGGUUCUCUGGAAUUUUUCUUAGAGCAGAGCCUUGGUUUGUGUUGGUCCUUUCUAAGCAAUUUUAGCCUGCGUAGCAAGCGUUUCCGCGCAAGUUCAUCAAGGAAAUUAGGACAAGAGCAAAAACAGGUGCUAUAACUUGACUGGAACCGCUUGCUACGCAGGCUAAAGCAAUGUAUGAUUUUCUACUGUUCAAUCAUUAGAGGUGGCAAAUGGUAAAAUAAGGGGAAAUGCAAAGAACUUGCUAAACUGAGAAUUGGAGUCUUAGCUGGAAAAAUUCUAGCGUGCGUGGCCGGCAUUGAAAAGGGAAGGGGGAAGGCCAGGCAGGCUAGAAAAAUUCCAGAAGUUCUAGACUGCAGGAAACUUGCAAAAGUAAGACACAGGACUCAUCACAAUUGUUUCCAGGACUUUGAGACUGGACAAAAACCAAGUACAAUUUGCAAACCCAAACCUUUGACCUAAGACUGCCCGAAAGGGAAUUUCCAACUUUCAUCUUUGUAUUACAGGCUAAUCUCCAUAGCCGAGAUGAUUUAAAAUUGCAGUGUUACUACUGGCAUCAUGAAUUAGUGUCUGUUUACAGCCAGUCUGCAGGCCAGUCAAAUACUGUAGUUUAUUGACAGAGGUUAAGAGUUACUUCU